GGCUGAGCGCGGCGGAGAGAGCGGGCGCGAGCACACAGCGCAGAGUUCAACAUUUCAUUUAAAAUUACACUUUUAUUUUCAAUAUUAUCUGCUGUCCGUUAAAGACUGAGCGAUGGCCCAGGAGACCAACCAGAGCCCCGUGCCCAUGCUCUGCACCACCGGCUGCGGGUUCUAUGGGAACCCACGGACUAAUGGCAUGUGUUCGGUGUGUUAUAAGGAGCACCUCUCCAGGCAGAACAGUGGGGGUGUGAGUCCCCUCAGUAACAUGGGUUCUAGCAGUGUAACCGGCAGCCCCACCUCCGAGGCGUCUGCGAUCCAGAUCAUCGAGGCCAGUUUAAACAAUUCUGUGAGUGAAGCUGAGUCGCCCGCCGGGGCCGCCGCUGCACUUCCUGUUACGCAGCAGAUGACCGAGAUGAGCAUUUCAUGUGAAGAGGAAGUGGCAGCGCCUAAAGUAGAAAUCCCUGAACCUGUUGUAACUCAGCCCACGUCCUCCUCUUCCUCCUCGGUGAACACGGCGGUCAGCGCCGAGACCAAAACCCCUGACGUCCCCAAACCCAAGAAAAACCGCUGCUUCAUGUGUCGCAAGAAGGUCGGCCUUACAGGGUUCGACUGUCGCUGUGGAAACCUCUUCUGUGGACUUCACCGUUACUCAGACAAGCACAACUGCCCCUACGACUACAAAGCUGAGGCCGCAGCGAAGAUCCGCAAAGAGAACCCUGUGGUGGUGGCCGACAAAAUCCAGAGAAUAUAAAUCACCUGCUGUUUCCUUUGGCUUUGAUCUUUGACCCUCAUUUCCAGGAGAGAUAUAACUUUAACAAAAAGGAAAAAAACAAACAAAAGGACUCGCACCUGACCUGCGAUCUAAAGGACUAUUUUUAUUUUUAAUGACAUUGAUCUUGUUUUUCAGCUGAUGCAUGAGUGGAGUGUUCUGGUUUUUGUUUUUGUCCUCAGUGUAUGAUGGGAGUUUAAAAGGUGGGGGAAAGUGGGCGGGGUCUAAACCAUCUCCUCCUGAGUGUUGGAUUGUGUGGUUUUGGGGGCGGGGUGUCUUUGUGAUUGUCAGGUCGUUGUGAUCGUGUUCGUCUGGCGUCUCACCGUGGAGGACGGACACGUCGUAGCCUGCAGGACUUCACACGACUGUUAAGGCUCUGACUCGAGCGCCGUCAGGGCAGCAGUGCAUGGCUGGCUCAUGUAGCACAAAGGAAAAAAGAAAUAAAACACAAUGGACGCUCACUUCUUCUCCUCUAGUUUUUGAAGAGUUCACAGGUUCCUCAUGGCAUGACUCCCAAAACUAGCCUUCACAGCGUUAGCUCAGUUUAUCCGCCUGUGCCUCAGACCAUCCCAUGUCACCUUUUUAAAAAAAAAAAAAAAAAAUCCUUUUUCCCUUUGAUUUAUUUUCCUUUCUGGUCUUGUGUGACACUUUCACGUUUAGUGUAGCACGGACAGAUGAAAUGUUUAGUCUUUGUGUUCUGACCCUCACCGGAGUGUGCGUGAGUUUUAUUCGGAGGCGGAUUAAAGGGUGACCUGCAUGGAUAGAGAAAUAAAUAACUACUAAAGUAUGUUAGGUUUUUAACAGCUACAUGCUCAUAGGCCUUGUUUUCCCAUGAAUAAUCCACGUCUGUACUGAACGUUGCUUUCUGAUUGAUUUAUUCUUGUAUGUGUGAGUGUUGUGGAGCGUCACAUGGUGCUGAGUGUUAUGCAGUGUUUUCACUGUGGUGCGUGUGUAUGUUUACGCAGUAAAGUUUCUGUCUGUCAGUUGAGUUGUGUGGUUUGUGGAAGCGAACCCCCUUAUUAUAUUUAUUAGCUGUAUUGCGCAUCUAAUCUUGUUACCCAACAUUAAAGUGUAUCAUGUAAAUAAAAUUAUGUACAGAGAUCUAA
Molecule: messenger RNA, 1875 nt
Organism: Clarias gariepinus (North African catfish)
Lineage: Eukaryota; Metazoa; Chordata; Actinopteri; Siluriformes; Clariidae
Gene: zfand5b
Product: zinc finger, AN1-type domain 5b
Exons: 5
Coding region: 113-751 (212 amino acids)
Molecular function (GO): DNA binding; zinc ion binding
Source: RefSeq, a predicted model, not a curated record